AGGCUGGGCUUCAUGGAGAAAUCUUUCCUGAUUACUAACAUGAAUUCCAGAGCAGCCUCCACCUCUCCCUGGACAGGAUGAACUACGGUAAUCAGACAUAACUGGCCAUCAUGGGGAAACUGAUCAGGAUGGGGACGCAGGAGAGGCGGUUACUCCGACCAAAGAGGCUUCAUUGGAGUCGCCUCCUUUUCUUCCUGGGAAUGUUGAUCAUUGGUUCCACUUAUCAGCACCUGAGGAGACCCCAGAAUCCCCCUUCAAUGUGGACAAAAGUCUCCUCACAGCAGCCUAUUAAACUGGCCAUCAGGGACCUCCCCAAUGAUGAGAUAACAGUGACAGACAAAGACCCUCCAGAGGCUAGCUCUGAAGUGGAGGGUGAGAUGCUAGCACCCCAAGACACAGUGAUCAUAGGUGAAGCAGCACCUAGCAUAGCAAUGGAGGACACCCCCAAUCCACCCAUAACAACCAAGAUCACUCCAACGUCACUAAAGAACAAUUAUAGCCCCACAACAGCUGGCACGAGGAGACAAAAAGAAAACAUUCCACCCACACCUAGCAGAGCACCGAGUCACUUCAUCUCAACUUCAGGCAGACAGAGAGUGAAAAGCUAUACCCCAAAACCCAGGGGAGGAAGGAAGAGCUCCAGCCCAACUCACACCAGGGAAGAAGGAAGGAUGCAUACCCCAUCCCCAGCAGGUGCGCCCCGCACCAUCAGCCCCACAUCAACAGAGAAAGACAGUGAAACCACGGCAACCUAUAGGAUGUUGGAGCCCAGAUCUGAGAGAACAGCAGGAAAAACUUCUCUCAAGAGAAUGGUUCCGAACACCCGGACUUUCUUAACACGCGAAGUAGAAACAGACCUCGUGACUUCUCCAAGUUUGGUGGGGAAGAACACCCUGGGAAGUCCUAGAAGAGGAGAAAGAAACAGCUCUACCACUCCCCUGCGAGCAGUCCUGCAGCCUACCCCUGCCACCUCUGAGGAGCAAGUGACGGCAAGCAUCAGGAUGGGUAGCACCCCAGCAACCACUGAAGGUUCUACUGCUGCCCAGAGAAUUGGCAAUCCCUUGUCCGGAACUAGUACACCAGCUGUUAGAAUUGCCUCAGUCACGGACAGGGAAAAGAGACCUUCCACAGCACACGGCACCCUAGUAACUCCCCAAGUCAAGGCAGUCCUGACCACACAGGUCCACCGCUGUGUGGUUGUGAAGCCAGCCCCAGCUGUACCCAUGACCCCAUCUCCGAGCAUGACAGCCAUCCUGUUCCCAGAGGCACCUACUUCCGGUCCCUCAGCCUUGCCGCCUGGCUGGCCAAACCUCCACCCCAAGGCGGAGUAUCCCCCAGACCUGUUCAGUGUGGAGGAUCGACGCCAGGGCUGGGUGGUCCUACACAUCUUCGGUAUGACGUACGUGUUUGUGGCCUUGGCCAUCGUGUGUGAUGAGUACUUUGUCCCAGCCCUGGGGGUCAUCACGGACAAGCUUCAGAUCUCCGAGGAUGUGGCCGGGGCCACAUUCAUGGCUGCCGGAGGCUCAGCCCCUGAGCUCUUCACCUCUCUCAUUGGUGUCUUUAUCUCCCAUAGCAAUGUGGGUAUUGGUACCAUCGUGGGCUCUGCUGUGUUCAACAUCCUUUUUGUCAUCGGCACCUGCGCCCUCUUCUCCCGGGAGAUCCUCAACCUCACCUGGUGGCCCCUGUUCCGAGAUGUCUCCUUCUACAUCCUUGACUUGUCUAUGCUCAUAGUCUUUUUCCUGGAUAGUCUCAUUGCCUGGUGGGAGAGCCUGCUGCUGCUGCUGGCCUACGCUCUCUAUGUGUUCACCAUGAAGUGGAACAAGCAGAUUGAACGCUGGGUGAAAGAGCAGCUUAGCAGGAGGCCAGUAGCCAAAGUCAUGGCUCUAGGAGACCUCAGCAAGGAAGAUGUGGAUGAGGCUGAACACAGAGGAGACAUGACAGGUGAAGAGGGUGAAAGGGAAACCGAGGCAGAAGGAAAAAAAGAUGAAGAAGGGGAAACUGAGGCAGAAAGGAAAGAAGAUGGUCAAGAAGAAGAAACUGAGACAAAAGGGAAAGAGAAACAAGAAGGGGAAACUGAGUCAGAAGGAAAAGAUGAACAAGAAGGGGAAACUGAGGCAGAAGGAAAAGAAGCUGACCAUGAAGGGGAAACUGAGGCAGAAGGAAAAGAGGUUGAACAUGAAGGGGAAACUGAAGCAGAAGGAACAGAAGAUGAACAAGAAGGGGAAACUGAGGCAGAAGGAAAAGAAGUUGAACAAGAAGGGGAAACUGAGGCAGAAGGAAAAGAAGUUGAACAUGAAGUGGAAACUGAGGCAGAAAGAAAAGAAACUAACCAUGAAGGGGAAACUGAGGCAGAAGGAAAAGAAGCUGACCAUGAAGGGGAAACAGAGGCAGAAGGAAAUGUUGAACAUCAAGGGGAAACUGAGGCAGAAGGAAAAGUUGAACAUGAGGGGGAAACCGAGGCAGGAGAAAAAGAUGAGCAUGAAGGGCAAAGUGAGACCCAAGCAGACGACACUGAGGUGAAAGAUGGUGAGGGUGAAGCAGAAGCCAAUGCUGAAGAUCAAUGUGAGACCGCCCAAGGUGAGAAAGGUGCAGACGGUGGAGGGGGAAGUGAUGGAGGGGACAGUGAAGAAGAGGAGGAUGAAGAGGAUGAAGAGGAGGAGGAAGAGGAGGAAGAGGAGGAAGAGGAGGAGGAAAGUGAGGAGCCUCUGUCCUUGGAAUGGCCUGAGAGCAGGCAGAAGCAGGCUAUCUACCUCUUUCUCCUGCCCAUCGUGUUCCCACUGUGGCUGACAAUACCUGAUGUACGGAGGCAGGAGGCCAGGAAGUUUUUUGUCAUCACCUUCCUGGGAUCCAUCAUCUGGAUAGCCAUGUUCUCAUACCUCAUGGUGUGGUGGGCUCACCAGGUUGGUGAAACCAUUGGGAUUUCUGAAGAGAUUAUGGGUUUGACGAUCCUAGCGGCAGGCACUUCAAUUCCUGACCUCAUCACCAGUGUGAUCGUUGCCCGGAAAGGCCUGGGAGACAUGGCCGUGUCAAGCUCGGUGGGCAGUAACAUAUUUGAUAUCACAGUGGGCCUGCCUGUCCCCUGGCUCCUGUUCUCCCUCAUCAAUGCGCUGCAGCCUAUCCCUGUCAGCAGCAACGGCCUGUUCUGUGCCAUUGUCUUGCUGUUUCUCAUGCUCCUGUUUGUGAUCUUCUCAAUCGCUUCGUGUAAAUGGAGAAUGAACAAGAUCCUGGGCUUCACCAUGUUCCUUCUCUACUUUGUGUUCCUGGUGAUCAGUGUGAUGUUAGAAGAUCGCAUCAUAUCCUGUCCUGUAUCUGUCUGACUCAGUCACGGCUGCUCGAGAUGGACAAAGAGCAGAAGACCUGGCUGGAAGUUACUGUCCGUCUCACCACACCAAUCAAAUAAUAAACACAAUCAAGAAUGUGAAGUGGGCAGCUUAGACCCUCAGAAGCGACUGUCAUCAUGACUGAGGCUUCUCUUUCCAAACACCUGAGGCUUCUAGUGGAUUAAGAACAUUACCUUGGGAGGGAGAGUUCCUACCACUCAGACAAGCAGCUGUCAUGCAGUCAGAGGGCUGCCCGUAUGAGACCUGGGGUUAGGGCUGGGAUGGCAGAAAUAAGACAAGCACCCUUGCUCACGAUCCCCUGGUCACCCCCGAGGAGCCAUGGUGCAGCAUGCAGGUAUCGAAGGCUCGUUCUCCCUAACACUGCCCUAAACACACCCUGCUGCACAUGAGCUAUUCCUCCUGGUGAUGCCGCAUCAGGUUUGCUGUCAUUAUGAGUUCAGUUAAUGAGUUUAAGAAGAGAAGGCUUGGGGGCGGAGGCAGACAUAGAUUUAUCACUCUACCCCACAGUCCUGUAAAAAUGCACGCCAAUGUUUUCUGUGUUAAAAGGAAAUUAAAACAGAAAUCAGCCCAGGGAAUGAAAGUCUAUACUUUGGCUUGAAUUGGAGGCAGAGAUUUGAGAAAGAAAACUACCCUUAGGGCUAUUUAAACAUAUGCACUUACUGGAAAAUCUGCAUUCGUUUUGUCUCCAUCAGCGGUCACUUCAAAGGAUUAGAUAUUCUGUCUCAGCUGCCCUUGGGCAUUUUCCUGCCCAGGAGUGACAACUGUCACGAAAAGAGUCAAAGGGAUGCAUUUGCAGAGGGCCGAGUCUGGCUUAUGCAUGAAGACCUCUAGGGCUCAGUGCUAUGCUUGCAUGCCAACCUAGAUCAGAUUGUAUAAAGCAAGAAGCCUAGUCCUUUGACUAGUUUAUCAAUGGGUCUUAAGACAGUUUACACAGGAGAAAUUUCAAAGAUGAUUAGCACAAUGAUGACACAGCAGAAAGGAGAGUACUGCUUGCUAUGCGGACCAGGCUGGCCUUGGAUUCACAGACCUACUUGCCCCUGCCUCCUGAGUGCUGGGAUUGGAAGGAUGGCCACUACAUCUGGUUAUCUACUUUUAAGGUCACAAAGGACACCUUAAAAAUAGUCAUGGUUAAAUAUUUUCCAUGAAGUUCCUUAUGCUUGCGUAUUAAAUACCUUUGGCCGCCGCUUUUACUAGAAUCAAGCUGAGGAGAAUGUUAGAAAUGCAAUUUUCAUGUCUUUGGUUUCAGAGCACAAGGAGCAGAAGUGUCUGCAGAUUAUGCUGCAAAUGACGCCAUAGACACCAGGAGUGGUGUGGUAGCCUGCGAAACGAUGGGAGGACAGAUGAGAAAGGAAAGCAAUGGGUCAUUCUGGUAUUGGAGGGUGGAGGUAUUCAAGCAUUCAUCUUUAAGAUGGGCUGUACUUCUUCAAAAUUCCCAUUUUUUUUGGAAGUAACUUUUAUUAAAUUUCAAUGAAAA
Rattus norvegicus (Norway rat) is the source of this 4815-nucleotide messenger RNA. The record is from RefSeq and is a predicted model, not a curated record. NCBI's taxonomy places the organism in Eukaryota, Metazoa, Chordata, Mammalia, Rodentia, Muridae.